AUGGAUAACACUGCUGUGAUUGCCAUCAUUACUCUCUAUCAUCUGAGACAUUCACCAAAUCCCUUCAUUUCCAGUACAAAGAAGAGGAGUAUGAGGAGAGAGAACCAGAGCAGUGUGUCCGAAUUCCUCCUCCUGGGGCUCCCCAUCCGGCCAGAGCAGCAGGGCCUGUUCUUUGCCCUGUUCCUGGGCAUGUACCUGACCACGGUGCUGGGGAACCUGCUCAUCAUCCUGCUCAUCCGGCUGGACUCCCGCCUGCACACUCCCAUGUACUUCUUCCUCAGCCACCUGGCCCUCACUGAUGUCUCCUUUUCCUCUGUCACUGUCCCAAAGAUGCUGGUGAAUAUGCACACUCAGGGUCAAUCCAUCCCAUAUGCAGGGUGUGUAACACAGAUGUACUUUUUCAUAUUUUUUGGUUGUAUUGAUAACCUUCUUCUUGCAGUGAUGGCAUAUGACAGAUAUGUGGCCAUCUGUCACCCUCUACACUACACCACCAUCAUGAGGGAGGAGCUGUGUAUGCUUUUGUUGGCUGGAUCCUGGCUCCUCUCUUGUGCCAGUGCUCUGACCCACACACUCCUCCUAGCUCAACUCUCUUUCUGUGCCAACAACAUCAUCCCCCACUUUUUCUGUGAUCUCGCUGUUCUGCUCAAACUCUCCUGUUCAGACAUCUCCCUCAAUGAGAUUUUUAUCUUUGCUGUUGGAGGAUUGGUCAUUAUCCUAUCAUUUAUUGGUGUUAUAGUUUCUUAUGGCCACAUUGGGGCCACCAUCCUGAGAUUUCCCUCAAUCAAGGGGAUCUAUAAAGCCUUGUCCACCUGUGGCUCCCACCUCUCUGUGGUCUUGCUAUUCUAUGGGACAAUUAUGGUGCUGUACUUUUUCCCAUCAACAAGCAACUCCAAUGGCAAAGACAUCAUUGCCUCGGUGAUGUAUACAGUGGUCACUCCCAUGCUGAACCCCUUCAUCUACAGCCUGAGGAAUAGAGAUAUGAAAGGGGCCAUGGGGAAACUUCUCAGAAGCGAGAUUUUCUUGUCCAAGUGA
Tupaia belangeri chinensis (Chinese tree shrew) is the source of this 1032-nucleotide messenger RNA. RefSeq names its product olfactory receptor 1J4. The record is from RefSeq and is a predicted model, not a curated record. Gene Ontology annotation, cellular component: membrane. The coding region runs from base 1 to 1032 and encodes 343 amino acids. Gene Ontology annotation, molecular function: G protein-coupled receptor activity; olfactory receptor activity. NCBI's taxonomy places the organism in Eukaryota, Metazoa, Chordata, Mammalia, Scandentia, Tupaiidae. The transcript has a single exon. Gene Ontology annotation, biological process: G protein-coupled receptor signaling pathway.